CCGUCGAACCGGUGCUCCGGUAGUGCGCGUGUGUCUGUUGACUGUGUUCCUUAAACGAGUUUUAAUGUGUAGCUCAAAUUGAUUUUGGUUCCUUGUACAUGUGUGGUUCUUUGAAUGCUCAAUAUUUUUGGUAGACUCCGGAAGUGGUCAUGACUGCUCGAGGCACGCCUAGUCGUUUUUUACAAAGCGUUCUGCAGAACGGAGUCGGUCGAUACGUGUGUCAGCUGAAACGCGUGUCUUUUAUUUUCUCUAAAAACGGACAGAGUUCUUUAGGGGUCAGGGAGUUCAUUGAGGAUGGUGUGGUUGACUUUGCUAAAAAGAACCCAGGAAUUGUUGUCUACGUCUCUCCACAGUCAUGCAGAAUUCCCAAAAUAGUUGCUGAAUAUCUCAAUGGAAAUGUAAAGCAAGAGCUUGUCACCAAUAAAACCUCACAACAGAUUGCCGAGCUGAUUACUAAAAUGGCCAAUCAGUCUGGUCUGGACAUCAUCCGCAUCCGAAAGCCUUUCCACACAGACAGCCCAAGUAUCCAAGGCCAGUGGCAUCCUUUCACCAACCGACUGCCCAGCACUAAACCAAUCGGUCCACAGGCCAAAUGAUGACUUAUCACCAUCAAUUUCUUCUUGUGCUACACUGACUGUUUUGACAUCUUACAAAUUACCAAGUGAAUGCAACACCUAGAAUGUUGUUGGUAUAUUGUGGAGAAAGUUUUGCUUGUAUAAAAUUAGAGGGGAAAAACUGUUUGGUAUUGAAUGUUUAUUGAACACUGAAUAUAGGCUGAUUACUAUCAGCCUGUCCUUGACAAUCUUAAAAUGUAGGGUCCUGGGAUGUAGAUCUGAAUAUUGUGUUGUGUGGAUUCUGUUCUGACAUGAUGCUAUGGCUCAAGAAAUAAUAAUAAAAAACAUGGGCACUGUAGAAAA
Messenger RNA from Neoarius graeffei (lesser salmon catfish), 917 nucleotides. RefSeq names its product mitochondrial ribosomal protein L43 (gene mrpl43). Lineage: Eukaryota; Metazoa; Chordata; Actinopteri; Siluriformes; Ariidae. Gene Ontology annotation, cellular component: mitochondrial large ribosomal subunit. Gene Ontology annotation, molecular function: structural constituent of ribosome. The record is from RefSeq and is a predicted model, not a curated record. Gene Ontology annotation, biological process: mitochondrial translation. The transcript is spliced from 3 exons. The coding region runs from base 150 to 596 and encodes 148 amino acids.